Rotaria sordida is the source of this 2746-nucleotide messenger RNA. NCBI's taxonomy places the organism in Eukaryota, Metazoa, Rotifera, Eurotatoria, Philodinida, Philodinidae. The record is from the annotation of a GenBank genome assembly.
CUUUUCUAUUGACACUUGAAUUCAAUUGGCUACUGCUCAACCAAUAGCAUUUGGGGGUGAAUACAGCUCACAUUUGAACUAUUUGGUCCCGGACAUACAGACAAAAAUAAAACGAAUUAAGCAACGUGAUUGGUCUAUUUCGAUUUAAAUCGUCUUUUUGAGACGAUUUAUUCGUUAAUUCAGUUUUAAUUCACUUUGAAUUAGUCGGUGUUCGGGGCCUUCGCCUUGAUUUACUCUAAGAAAGUCGUUUUCCCUAUAACUUGAUUUCUAUUGGUCAGUGCUCAAUCAAUGGAGCUUCGAGGCAAGUGGAGUACAAAUUCGAGUUCUCCAUCCCGAAAAACUCUGGAGUAUCGCCUUUGCGAUCAGAGGAUAGAGCUCUAAUUGUGGAUCACAUAGAGCGUGGACAAGAACAGAACCGAUUUCCGUUUAUUUAUCUUUGCAAUAGGUGAGUUAGCUUCCUUGUUUCUUGAUGUUUUAUAUACCAUUUUGUAGCUCGUGAAAUUCUCUGUUGAAUGGUAUAUAAUAAUUGGGGUUUUAUGUGACCAUGAUCGGGAAAGCCUUUUACGAAAGCAAGGACUGGUUGAUCCUCACAUAGGAAAGCAUAGGGGAAAAUAAUUAUUUUUACAAUAACUCACGAAUGGCUCGGACACUCAUUCUCAUCUUCGAACUCAACCGAGAUAUUGUUGGGACAAAACUGUGUAGAAAACUUCAUCACGAUUGAACUCUGCUUUCAAAAGUUAUCGCGUAAACGGCCGGUCGCUCGGCCGGACACACUGACCGAUUCUAGAGUGUACUUACUUUUUGAGUACACAAAAAUUUUGCUCUUGAAUGGGAAUAAAUAUGCGGUUGAACCUUCUUCUUUUUUGCUUUUUUCUUGCUUAUUUAAACGUAUAUACUGGAAUGGACGAAGAGAACUAACUUGUAAAAAUUAAAUUUCUUCGUCCAUUCCAGUAUAAAAAUUCAAAUAGGCAAGAAAAGAGCAAAGAAGAAGAAUAAAAAGAAGAAGGUUCAACCGCAUAUUUAUUCUCAUUCAAGAACAAAAUUUUUUAACUCUAAAAAAAAACAUAUUACGUUCGAAACGUCGGUUAUAAUAUAUAUUGUUAUAUAUUUAUAUUUACAUUUAUAUAUUUUACUCUCCAUUACUAUGUUAAAUUUUUAUUUAAUUGUAAAUAAUAAUUUAUAUAAAAUAUUUAAUAAAUUAAGAAAAAGCUAAAUUUUUUUAAAAAUGAUCAGUACAACCUACCUAAGGCGUAUGAACUUUCAUUCUGAUUUCACAACAACAGACAUCGCUUUACUCUGAUAAAAACCAAUCACUGCAGCCUCCUGCAAAGCUGAAAUAAACUACUCAUAACCUAAUAAACCUCAUUAAAACUUGUAUUUGCAUUUACUGUAUUUUCUUUUAUUCAAAGACAUAUGAGUUGCACAAAAUUAAAUAUAUAUGUUAAAAAGUAAAAUUGCAAACACUAAUCUAUUUUGGUAUAAAAAGAAUAUGUCUUUCUAAAAUUUCUCCAGAAGGGGCUCAAAGGUCCGUAGGGGGGGGGCUCAGCCCCCCCUGGCCCCCUGCUGGCUACGCCACUGACUUAUACAAUCAAAUUCACCUAUUGGUGAGGUUCUCACAGCUAAAAUUGUUCCAUGUUUUGUUGAAUUAUUAAAAUUUCAGCAAUUUCAAAUUUAAGUAAGAUUUAAAAAGAAAUAAUAAUAAUCAAAAGAAUUCUUCUUUUUUAGGAUUUAGUUUGGAGUUGUAUUGGUUACAAAUAUUAUAUCAGCAUCAGGCAAUUCAAGUCAAACAACACAUGUUAUUGAUGAUGUUAGUAAUGCACUAGUUUUUGUCAAAUUAUUAAGUAAUGUGAAUGAAGAUUUUCAGGAACAAGUUAAUCUUUGUUAUUUAUUUGGUAUCUUUUCAUGUAAUGCACAUUUAACAACAAUACGAAAUGCUGGAUGGCGCUUAACAAUUAUUAAACAUUCAGUUUUAAAUUUUCAAUCAUCAGCAUUAUAUGCUGUGAAAAAUAUUGUCACAGGUGAAUCAAUUAAAAACGAGGCUUAUUGGACUUUAUCAAAUAUAACAGCUGAUAUUCAAAGUCAAAUUCGAGCUGUUAUUGAUGCAAAUAUAUUUCCAUCAUUAAUUAAUAUCGUUAAACAUGGUGAUUAUAAAACACGAAAAGAUACUGCUUGGGUUGUAACAAAUGUAACAUCAGGUAGUACAUCACAACAAAUAAAGUAUAGCAGAGAAGUUAAACGAACGAAUAGUUACAAUCCAUAUGCAAUUAUGAUUGAAGAAUGUUUUGAUUUAGAUAAAAUUGAAUGUUCAGUAAUAUAUUUUGGUGUUGAUGAAGAUGAAUAUCUUUCACAUCAAAGAGAAUUUGCACUAUUUGAAUUUGAUACAACAAAUAGUCAAGUAAUAUCAACAAUAAAUGAACAAAUAAAUCCAAUUAAUGAUGCUAUUAUUAAUCUUCCUACACCUAUUCUAUCAAGUUUAUCUGAAGUUGAUAUUGAAUCUAGUGCACAUAAUACAUCCGAUACAAAUGUCGUUAUUGAUAUAUUACCAACACUAGUAUCUAUUCUUGUUAGUAAAACUAAAAUAGAAAAAUCAAUUACAAACGAAAAUCUUGAUUUAUCAGUAGAAAAACGAUCGAGAUUUGAAGGAAAUAUUCAACAUAGAUUAAAAAUAAUUGCAAGACGUUCAGGAGAUUCAUUCAUAUCAUCAUUAAUGAAUAUAAAUGAUAAUAGUCAUGAAACUUCAUCAUAA